AUUAGCAAUGUCAACAUGGAAAUUGAAUUAUUAAAUUAUAAUGAUGACACAUCAGGAGCAAUGGAUGAUUGGAACCCAUUGGGAGAUGUUUAUUACAGAAAAGUUGAAAUUUAUAAAAUGGAUUGGAAAAAUCAGUUUGACUUGAGCAAAUAUAUUAUUGUUGGAAGUACUUUUGGAGGACCUAUAGCUAUUACAAAAGAUGAUACAUUUGGAAAAAGCAGAGAUUCUCGAAGUAUUGUUUAUAUAUUCUCCGCAUCUGGUAUUGAGAAAGCAACUAUUAAAUGGGAUGGUGGAAAGAUAGUUAAAAUGGCUUGGUCUAAUCAGGAAGAUUUGCUUAUUGUAUCAGAUGUUGGCGUCAUGUAUAUAUAUGAUAUGUUUGGCAUGUACAAAAAGGAGUCCUCAUUUUUUCUUGAACCACCAGGAGUUACGGUUUUAGAAGUUGAAGUUUUUACAAAUACUUAUGGAACAGGGAUAUGUUUGCUGACGAGCGAAUAUCAAUUUCUUGUUGCAAACAACAUAUACGAUAUUAAGCUUAAUCGUUUGCAAUCUCCUCAAUCAUUUUCUCUUGAGAUACCUCCAAGCAGUUGGGCUGUUUUAAGUUUACCUGAAGAACAAGGAACGAAAGUAAUUAUGGCAAAAGACAACAUUAUAUUUGAACUCGACACUUUUCAACAUAAAUCAAAGAAUCCACCUUAUGGACAUCCUGUAAAUGCAUUCAUCAAAAUUUCAGUUUCAUUUGAUCAAAGAUUUGUUGCUAUGUUUGCUGAUACUGGACUUUUAUGGAUUGGAUCUUCAAAUCUAUCAGAUGUUUAUUGCCAGUACAACUCAAAUUAUCUGGUGCGGCCGUUGCAACUUGUAUGGUGCGGCUCUGGGGCUGUAGUGGGUCAUUGGGAUAACUAUCUUUUAGUUGUAGGACCAAAACAGGAUAUAAUAAAGUUUUAUGUAGACAGGAAUGUGCACUUAAUCCAAGAACUGGAUGGGGUUAGGCUAGUAGAUAGCAAGACUACAGAGUUUCUUCAAAAAGUUCCUGAGGUAGUUGAAGAUAUAUAUAAGCUAGGAUCUGUAAAACCAGGAGCAAUAUUAGUUGAUGCUUCAAAGGAGUUUGAGAAAAAAAGCAUUCGUGUUGAUGAAUACAUGAAAACAAUUAAAGAUCAUUUAUUAAAAGCCGUUCAAGAGUGUAUUAGUGCUGCAGGCUAUGAGUUUGAUCCUAAGAAACAAAGACGUUUAUUAAAGGCAGCUUCAUUUGGCAAAGGAUUUCUGCAAGAUAUGAAUCCUCGAGUUUUUGUUGAAAUGUGUCAGACAGUUAGAGUAUUGAAUAAUGUUCAGUACUUUAAAAUUGGAAUCCCAAUCACUUAUGAUCAAUUACAAAAAAUUACUAUUCCUGUUCUUAUAGAUAGGUUAAUAGCGAGGCGUUUAUAUCCUUUAGCAAUUAAAAUAUGUGAUUACCUUCGUCUUCAGAAAAGAGAUGGGGCAAGUCGAGUUCUUGCCCACUGGGCAUGUUACAAGGUUCGACAAGCUGAUAUUGCAGAUGAACUACUUGCUAAGAAUAUUGCUGAAAAACUAAAGAAUGCACCUGGGAUUUCCUAUGCAGAUAUAGCAACAAAAGCAUAUGAAAGAGGGCGAACUGAACUUGCAUUAAAGCUUUUAGAUUAUGAAGUGAAAGCAGACAAACAAGUUCCUUUACUAAUAGAAAUGAAAAAAUAUGAACAGGCUCUCCAGAAAGCAGUGUAUAGCUAUGACACAGAGCUUGUGCAUGAUGUAACCAAUAAAAUGAAAAAAAAUUUGCAAUCCGGUGAAUUUUUAAUGAAGAUUAGAACAUUCCCAUUGGCUUUGAGUUUGUUCAUAAAGCAUUGCAAGAAUGAUGAUCGUCACUUACUUAAAGACAUAUAUUAUCAAGAAGACAUGUUUCAUUAUAGUGGAAAUGUAUUUGUGCAAGACAGUUUCUUAGAAAAUAUGCUAGAUGCAAGAAUUAAAUUACUAUGGAAAGCUAAGGAAUCUUUUGAUAGAGGUGGUUGCUUAUUUUCUUCACAGGCUAUUGAGGAAAGUGUUAAACUACUGGAGUUUCAAAGUAAACUACAAGACCAACUAAAAAAAAAGUUUGUUAAUCUUUCAGUCACUGAUACUCUCUAUCAAUUACUCAACCAAGGGUUGAACAAACAGGCUGAACAACUUCGAAAAGAUUUUUCCAUCCCUGAUUCACGAUAUUGGUGGACAAAGAUUGAAGUUUUAGGUUCGACCCGAGAUUGGGAUGAGCUUGAGAGGUUUUCUAAAUCCAAAAAGUCUCCAAUAGGAUAUGAGCCAUUUGCAGAAGUGUGCAUCAAAUAUGGUAAUAGUGCUGAAGUUGAAAAGUAUAUAUUAAAGGUUCCUCUAGAAAAACGAGUGAAAAUUUAUUCAAAAUCAGGAAAUUUUGAAAAAGCUUGCGAAAUAGCAUUCGAAACAAAAUCUCUUGACAAUCUAAACUUUCUAAGUGUGAAAUGUGCAAGUAAUAAAAGGAUAUUGGAAAGAAUAAACAGUUAUCGCUCUCAACUCAUUCAAAAGCAAUAAUCUACUAGAAAUUUUUUUAUAUUUUUCAUAAUUUAUAUUUUUGAUAAAAAGAAUUUAAAAA
This is a messenger RNA of Hydra vulgaris (swiftwater hydra), 2605 nucleotides long. RefSeq names its product vacuolar protein sorting-associated protein 16 homolog. Gene Ontology annotation, biological process: vacuole fusion, non-autophagic; endosomal transport; intracellular protein transport. Lineage: Eukaryota; Metazoa; Cnidaria; Hydrozoa; Anthoathecata; Hydridae. The record is from RefSeq and is a predicted model, not a curated record. Gene Ontology annotation, molecular function: actin binding. Gene Ontology annotation, cellular component: lysosomal membrane; endosome; cytoplasm.